Messenger RNA from Marchantia polymorpha subsp. ruderalis, 1920 nucleotides. The record is from the annotation of a GenBank genome assembly. Lineage: Eukaryota; Viridiplantae; Streptophyta; Marchantiopsida; Marchantiales; Marchantiaceae.
AAGCGAAGGUUGGCGUCUGCUGGACGAUUGAGCCCGGUCUUAGUGGCCUGGGCUCUUCUGGUUCUCUCGAAUGACAAGGAUUUGGGCGUGAAAUGUAAGGAUGUGCAUCCAGAUGCGAGCUAUUCUUAGGUCAGGGAUCUGAAGAUUUUGAAUUAUAAAACAGGGGUGUCGGACCAGUGGAGUUAGGCCAAUGGGGAGGGUGUGUGGAAUCUGUUGACCAAGGAAGUGACAAACGUCGUCCAGGCCCACGCACCUCCUUCUCUCUUCGCCUGCUCCGCAUUCAUCUGUGACACCGAUGCUCAUGAUUAUGCCGCAACUCAACGAGGAAAAGGAGCCCUUUGUGACCGGAUGACUGACGGACGACUACGUUUGCACUUUCGUUUUCAACUCGUUUCCGGGCUGCUCUCUAGACGCACGCGGGCAGCGAGCUGUAGAGUGGCAGCGCUGCUGAUUGAUCGUGGAUUCAGAUUCAGAAGUCAAGGGCCAAAGCAGCUCAGCGAAUAAUCGAGCAUGAUGGGGGUGGCGCGGCAGAUGAUCGUGUACUUGAAUUAUACGUGAAGAAGAAGGGAAGUUGAAGCCAGUUGCAGAAGCUGUUGCGAGUUUCCAGAGGAGAGCACACGAACACAGCGCAAGGGCAGUACCAGCAGCAGCAGUAGACGAAGGAGAAGCGGAUUUUUUUUCAUUGCCCUCUCCAGCUCUGUCUCCCCCCGUGCCAGCAGAAUCUUUCAAGAUGAGGCAGGCAGUUCCCUUCCACUCACAAAUGGAGGCAUAUUUCGGAGCCUACUCGUCCCCGGCUGAACCACUUCUGUGGUUGGGUGCUGCAGUACUGGGUGCCACUGCUUGUAAAAUUGUGUAUGAUAUUAUGACUCUGGCGAGCCCUAUGUUUUUCCAAAGCUAUCGAGGUCUAUCGAAAGAGAAACAGGUGGAGUGGGACAACAGGGGAUUCUCGACGGCACACGCCUUUUUCUGUACAGUGGCUGCCGGCUACCUUCUUUACAUAAGCGACGUAUUUUAUGAUAGUGCUCCGUACGGCCCCAUUCCUUUUCGCAGUACAAUAUUUUCUUUCUUCACCAUUGCUUUUUCAACUGGAUACUUCUUUGCGGACUUGGCCAUGAUACUUUGGACAUAUCCAAGUUUGGGAGGACCAGAGUAUGUGGUGCACCAUUUACUGUCGAUCGGCUCACUCAUUUUAGCGAAUUAUACUGCACAUGCUCACUAUUAUAUACUUAUGGUUCUCUUCUCCGAGGUUUCCACACCGUUUAUCAACUUGAGAUGGUAUUUAUUGACAUGUGGGCUAAAAAAUUCAAAGGCCUUCGUAUACAACGGCAUGGCCCUGCUUGUGGUUUGGCUGUUUGCUCGAGUAAUCCUGUUCAUUUACUUCUUCUACCACGUCUACACACAGUUUGACCAGAUUAGCCAGCUAUAUCUUCCUGGUUUCUACUUCAUGUUCACGGCACCACCAACCCUUGCCUUGAUGAACCUCUACUGGUUCUACAAAAUUGUUGCGGGCGCACUCCGAGUUUUAGCCAAGAAGAAAGACUAGGAAACAUCCAGAGAAGUUUUGCUUAGUAUAUUAAUCAUAGGAUGUUUGGCAGUGAUUGUCCGCGAGUCUUUGUUGUACUUUACGGUGCAGUGCAUACAUCCUGCCUGUAAGAGCAUUUUAGGUGUAGUGGAAGUCAGUGGUAUUGGUACGACGAUGAGGAAAUUGUGAAUACUCACCAUCAAAAAGCCGAAUCGGGAUAGACAUAAAUAAACUAGCUCUUCUCGUCACUCUCAUUCUGUCACUGGGCAGAUCGGAAUAUCUUACGAACUACAAUGACAUACAUCUCGGAGAUCGAAGAGUUCUACAUUUCGAGGCAUAUGGAUAGAAAUCUGUCAUUAAUAAAAAGGAUCAAAGGGACCGCUGUAUCUGAGUUGCGU